CCCCAUUUUGGCCGCUGCCCUGCACAUCUGCAUGGCAAGGGCCAGCUGGGCUGGGGGAGCGGCGGCCGCGCUUGGCAGGGCUAAGGAGCUCCGUUUGUUUUCUUUUCUCGCUUUCGCAGAGCCUGGACGGGGACCAAGCCGUACUCCAGAGGAUCAGGAAAUAUGUGAAAGCCAUUCACGUCUCCGGGCUGACCCAUGUGGAGAAUGAGGAGCAGUACAGUGAGGCCCUGGAGACCUUCGGCAACAACCACCUCUCGCAGAACAACCACGAGCUCUCCACUGGCUUCCUCAACCUGGCCGUCUUCACCCGCGAGGUCACCGCACUCUUCAAGAACCUGGUACAGAACCUGAAUAACAUCGUGUCCUUCCCCCUGGACAGCCUGCUGAAGGGACAGCUGAAGGAUGGCCGCCUGGACUCCAAGAAGCAGAUCGAAAAGGCCUGGAAGGAUUACGAGACCAAAGUGGGGAAGGUGGAGAAGGAGAAGGAGCGGGCCCGCUUGGCGGGGGUGAUCCAGGCCGAGCCGUCCACGGUGGAGGUGGCUGAGGACAUUCAGAAGGAGAGGCGGCUCUUCCAGCUCCACAUGUGCGAGUACCUGCUGAAAGCCAGCGAGUCACAGAUGAAGCAGGGACCAGAUUUCCUGCAGAGCCUCAUCAAGUUUUUCCACGCUCAGCACAAUUUCUUCCAAGACGGCUGGAAGGCUGCCCAGAACCUCUACCCCUUCAUUGAGAAGCUGGCUGUGUCCCUCCAUGCGCUCCACCAGGCGCAAGAGGAGGAGGUGAAACAGCUGACGCAGACCCGCGAUGCCCUCCGCAGCAUCCUGCAGCUGGAGAACAAGGAGGAAAACCUGAGCAGGAAGAACUCUGGCAGCGGCUACAGCAUCCACCAGCACCAAGGGAACAAGCAGUACGGGACGGAGAAGUCGGGAUUUCUGUACAAGAAGAGCGAUGGGAUCCGCAAAGUGUGGCAGAAGAGGAAGUGUGGGGUGAAGUAUGGCUGCCUGACCAUCUCCCACAGCACGAUAAACCGUCCCCCCGUCAAGCUGAACCUCCUCACCUGCCAAGUGCGGCCCCAUGCCGAGGAGAAGAAAUGCUUCGACCUGGUGACACACAACAGGACGUAUCACUUCCAAGCAGAGGACGAGCAGGAGUGUGUUGUGUGGGUCUCGGUGCUGCAGAACAGCAAGGAUGAAGCACUGAGCAACGCCUUCAAGGGGGAGCCCAACGGCAGCGGGGCGGUGGCGGGCGGAGGGGGGGAUGGCAGCGUACAGGAACUCACCAAGCUGGUGAUCGGCGAGGUGAAGAACAUGCCAGGAAACAAGCAGUGCUGCGACUGCGGGGCGCCAGACCCCACGUGGCUCUCCACCAACCUGGGGAUCCUGACGUGCAUCGAGUGCUCUGGCAUCCAUCGGGAGCUGGGCGUCCAUUACUCCCGCAUCCAGUCCCUCACCCUGGAUGUCCUCAGCACCUCGGAGCUGCUGCUGGCCGUCAGCGUCGGGAAUGCCCGCUUUAAUGAGAUCAUGGAGGCUACGCUGCCCACGCAGGACUGCCCCAAGCCCUCGGCCGGCAGUGAUAUGGCCGCCCGCAAGGAGUACAUCGUGGCCAAGUACAUGGAGCGGCGCUACGUGCAGAAGAGCGGCCGCGAGGACCCCCACCGCCUCUGGGACGCCAUUCGACCCCGCGACCUCCUGGCCCUGCUGCAGGCCUUCGCCGAGGGCCACGACCUGGCCAAGCCCCUGGCCAGCCCCGAGGGCCAGGACACAGGCGAGCUGGCGCUGCACAUGGCCGUGCGCCACGCUGACAGAUCGUCCCUUCCUCUGGUGGACUUCAUCAUCCAGAACGGGGGGACGCUGGACCGGGUGACGCAGGAUGGGAACACAGCUCUGCACUAUGGCGCGCUCUACAACCAACCCAACUGCCUCAAGCUGCUCCUGAAGGGCAAAGCUGCUUUCACCACGGUGAACGCAGCGGGUGAGACGGCUUUGGACGUGGCCAGGAGGCUCAAGCAUGUGGAGUGCGAAGAGCUGCUGGAGCAGGCACAGGCAGGGAAGCUCUCCCUGCAGAUCCACGUCGACUACGACUGGGACCCCCCCUCCGACUUCCCCUAUGACAGUGAGGACGAACUGGAUGAGAAG
Molecule: messenger RNA, 2132 nt
Organism: Mesitornis unicolor (brown roatelo)
Lineage: Eukaryota; Metazoa; Chordata; Aves; Mesitornithiformes; Mesitornithidae
Gene: ASAP3
Product: ArfGAP with SH3 domain, ankyrin repeat and PH domain 3
Exons: 20
Biological process (GO): positive regulation of GTPase activity; cell migration
Cellular component (GO): cytoplasm; focal adhesion
Molecular function (GO): protein binding; GTPase activator activity
Source: RefSeq, a predicted model, not a curated record